Molecule: messenger RNA, 1568 nt
Organism: Zeugodacus cucurbitae (melon fly)
Lineage: Eukaryota; Metazoa; Arthropoda; Insecta; Diptera; Tephritidae
Gene: DEF8
Product: differentially expressed in FDCP 8 homolog
Exons: 2
Coding region: 105-1508 (467 amino acids)
Source: RefSeq, a predicted model, not a curated record
UUCCAGCUGUUUUUAUUUGGAAUUUGUGUGUCUAAUGAUAAACAUUUUAUUAUUUUUUGUAUUCUUUGUCAAAUGAUAUAUUUAAUUUAAAUUUAAUUAAUAUUAUGAAUCCGCUUCGAGGCAGUUUAGCAAGCAUACCAGGAGCUCUGAGCUCUUUUUUCAGUGAGAGUGCUUCCAGUUUAUUACAGCAAAACAGUUUCAGUAGUAAUGUACCUGGAGCCCAUGAUGACGAUGUUAGCUCUACUGCGUCUCAAAGUGAUAAAUCGUAUCCCAUACCAUCAUCAUUAGUAAAAGAACAAUGGCGAUUAAUCUUUACUUCCGACGCUAAUGUCCAAGAUUUAGAAGCGGCAAUCGCUCAUUGUCGUGACUUGGUUAUGCUCUCAGAUGAGUGUAGUGAAGAACGACGUUGGCUAGUACGUCAUUUAGUGGACUUACGUUACUCCCUAAAAGAGCUACAAUCGGCAGAAUGUGAUCCGUUAGAAAUAGCCCCUCAUGUGAAGACAGUUGUCGGCCAUCACUUUAACGUUCAGCGAAGUGGUCAUAUUGGUGCACGUCAAUAUUGUGAUCAUUGUAGUGGUUUGAUAUGGAGAAUGAUUCAAGCGUGUUAUGUGUGUACUGACUGCAAUUUUAUAGCACAUCAAAAGUGUGUGGACAGUAUAAUUCGAAUUUGUGCGCAUGUAGUAGCAUCGGAACGUCGAUACCCUAUCAAUGAAAUAUGUCCAGAAAUCGGAUUGGCUGCGCAGAGAUACAAGUGUCCUGAGUGUGGAAUCUUACUUAAUUUCAAAAACUCGUGGAUUGAACCUCGUUUGUGCGAUUACAGUGGACUUUAUUAUUGCCCAAAUUGUCAUUGGAACGAUUACAGUAUCAUACCCGCGCGCGUUGUUCACAAUUGGGAUUUUACACAAUGCAAAGUGUCGCGUGCAGCGCUUCAAGAAAUAAAUCUAUUUUACGAAAAACCUUUGAUAAAGCUAGAGGAAGCUAAUCCAAAAUUGUUUGUAUUUUUGGAGAAACUGGGUACUGUCAAGAAGUUGCGCCAAAACUUAUUCUAUAUGAGAAAAUAUUUGCUGGAAUGCCGUUCAGCAACUGAAGAAAAACUUCUGGAUAAGCAAAUUGCUAAUCAUCUUAACAACGAAAAUAUUGGAGCGAAUGAAUCUCGUCGCCAUCUUAUACAAUCCACCGAAUUUUAUUCAAUAAGUGAUCUAGAGCUAAUUGAAAAGGGUAUUUUAGUAGAUUAUUUGCAAAAAGUGUUUAACGUUUUUGAUCAGCAUAUACGGAGUUGUGAAUUGUGUCGCGCCAAGGCUUAUAUAUGUGAGAUUUGCGACAAUAAUGAAGUGAUAUUCCCUUUCGAUGAUGGUUGUAUUAUGUGCAUUAAAUGUAAUUCUAUCUACCAUCGUGUUUGCAUGACACGAAAAAAUAUGUCAUGCCCGAAAUGCUUACGUUUGCAAGAGAGGAAAUCUCUUUUGACGAUUGAAAACGCUGAUGAUGUAAGUGAUAAAGAGGAUAUGUAGUAGUUUAAGCUUUUAAAAUGGUUGAAGUUUUAAAUACAUUUGUAUAUUUUUUUAACUAUA